AUGUCCUCGUUUCCUCUCUUCACUCUAAACACAGGAGCAACCCUUCCAUCAGUUGGUCUAGGAACGUGGCAAUCUUCGGACGAAGACGCCUACAAAGCCGUUCUUGCUGCUUUAGAUUGUGGUUACAGACACAUUGACACCGCUGCUAUCUACCGUAACGAAGAGCCUGUUGGCAGAGCAAUCAGGGAUUCGAAAGUGCCACGCAGCGAAUUGUUUGUUACGACCAAGCUAUGGUGCACCCAACAAAGAGAACCUGAGGCAGCUCUCGACGCUUCGCUGAAGCGUCUGGGAUUGGACUACGUUGAUCUCUACUUGAUGCAUUGGCCUGUGUGUCUCAACGUCGACAAUGUAAAAGACGACAAUUAUCUGGUGAUUCCUACGAAAGCAGAUGGGAGUCGAGACGUCGACAUUGAGGGCUGGAACUUCGUCAAGACCUGGGAACACAUGCAGAAAUUGCCUCAAACAGGGAAGACCAAAGCGAUCGGUGUCUCAAACUUUUCCAUCAACAACCUGAAAGAGAUUUUGAAGCCCGAGCUAGGAUUCACAGUGCCUGCAGCCAACCAGAUCGAAAUCCAUCCUCAAUUGGCUCAGGACGAAUUGAUAGAUUUUUGCAAGUCGAAGGGAAUCGUGGUUGAGGCCUACUCUCCUUUGGGCUCGUCGAGUUCUACCCUGCUCUCAGAUCCCGAGAUUGCAGAAGUGGCUGACAAGUACAAGGUUGAACCAGCACAGGUAUUGAUCAACUGGGGUGUUGCGAGAGGCUACUGUGUUUUACCGAAAUCCACAAAUCCCAAAAGAAUUGAAUCCAACUUCAAGUCGUUCAACUUGUCUUCAGAAGACACACAACGAGUCUCCGAGAUCACCAAGAAACUUGGGGUCAAGAGAUACGUCGACCCCAACUGGAAGCCUUUCAAGGCUUUCGUUUAA
Lachancea nothofagi CBS 11611 is the source of this 924-nucleotide messenger RNA. The record is from the annotation of a GenBank genome assembly. Lineage: Eukaryota; Fungi; Ascomycota; Saccharomycetes; Saccharomycetales; Saccharomycetaceae.